AUGGGUCGACAGAAGGAGCUGGUGAACCGCUGCGGGGAGAUGCUGCACAUCCGCUACCGGCUGUUUCGCCAGGCGCUGGCUGAGUGCCUGGGGACCCUCAUCCUCGUGGUGUUUGGCCUCGGCUCCGUGGCCCACAUGGUUCUAGGAGGUAAAAUGGGGAGCUACCUUGCUGUCAAUUUGGGUUUUGGCUUCGGAGUCACCAUGGGAGUGUACAUGGCGGGGAACAUCUCUGGGGCCCACAUGAACGCGGCCUUGACCUUCACCAGCUGUGCGCUAGGCCGCAUGUCCUGGAGGAGGUUUCCCGUGUACGUUCUGGGCCAGUUCCUCGGCUCCUUCAUGGCGGCGGCCACCAUCUACGGCCUCUUCUACACCGCUAUUAUCGACUUCUCGGGGGGAAAGCUGACGGUGACUGGCCCGACAGCCACUGCUAACAUCUUUGCCACCUACCUUCCUGACCACAUGACACUGUGGAGGGGCUUCCUGGAUGAGGUGGCGGUAACUGGGAUGCUUCAGCUGUGUCUCUUAGCCAUCACAGAGAAGGGGAACAACCCAACUCUAGCGGGGACGCAGGCCAUUGUGAUCGGCAUCCUCGUUGUCAUCAUCGGAAUAUCCUUGGGCAUGAACUCGGGAUAUGCCAUCAACCCAUCCCGGGACCUGCCUCCCCGCUUCUUCACCUUCCUCGCUGGCUGGGGCUCACAGGUCUUCAGCGCCAGGGACUGGUGGUGGGUGCCAGUAGUGGCACCGCCCCUGGGUGCCUACUGCGGGGCCAUGAUGUACGCGAUCUUCAUCGGUUUCAACAAACAACAGGAGCCCCAGGUCCUGGAGAAUCCCAAGAUGUCUGAAGACCGCAGAAUAUCUGUGUUGCCCAAGACCGUGUCUCACCAGCACGGGGUCUCUUCCCUCACCCCUGUCUCUGUGUACCCCGAAGACAGACCCUCAGUCUUGCACCACCCUUAA
Rangifer tarandus platyrhynchus (Svalbard reindeer) is the source of this 957-nucleotide messenger RNA. NCBI's taxonomy places the organism in Eukaryota, Metazoa, Chordata, Mammalia, Artiodactyla, Cervidae. The record is from the annotation of a GenBank genome assembly.